GCCGGGGUCAAACAAUAUUGCGCAUGCUCAGAAAGCCUUUUUCGGCUAGCGGCUGAAAUCUGUCAGCUCAGCGGAGCGUAAAUUCCUCUAAUACCUUCAAAUAUCUCGGAGGAUUUCCUUCCUUUGAACGUCGCCGGAGCUUUAAAUCUAGCCUCGGGUGUCGCCAGAUUUGGAUUCCAACUUUUCGCCGUGUGUAGCCGAAGGAAAGAGCCAAGAAUGACGAGCAGUACGAAGCGGAAAGAAGAAAGUCAUCUGCUGAAUGGAGGUGUAAAACAGUCCACAUGGAGCAAAGCCUUCAACAGUAAUGCUGUCUGGGAGGAGAAGGACGAGUUUUUAGAUGUGAUUUACUGGCUUCGGCAAAUUAUUGCAGUAAUCCUCGGUGUGAUAUGGGGUGUUGCACCGUUGAAAGGAUUUCUGGGAAUAGCCAUAUUCUGCAUCAUCAACGCUGGCGUCCUGUAUGUAUACUUCAGCAGCUUUCAGCAGAUUGAUGAGGAAGAGUAUGGAGGCACGUGGGAACUCACCAAAGAAGGCUUCAUGACGUCUUUUGCUCUGUUUCUGGUGGUGUGGAUAAUCUUUUACACAGCUCUACAUUUUGACUGAGAAGAAUCCAUUGGACACUUAAAAACAAACAUUUCUGUUGAAGUAAAUUGUCAAGAAAGAGGAACUCCAUGACCCGAGGGGGUGUCAACACUCCUACAUACAGUAUGACUUUUCAGUGUGCAGUGCAUCAUGGGAAUCCUAGUUCGAUCCUGCAAGAUCACCACCGCGAUGAACGUGUUCAAAUACUGUACACAGGCCUAAUUUUGGGGGGUUCCUUUUCAAGGCACCUUCCAUUACUCUCUCAUAUGUUAUUUCCUUCCUCACUUCAUUCUCAUGUCUGACAAAAAAAAACACUAACAAAUAUAGAGAGCAAAUAGUUAAUUUGAGAUUGGAUGCAGUUGUGUUUAUGAUGCAAGUCAGAAUAAGGAUUCUUUCAUCUUUGUUGAUUCAUAGCAGGCCGUUUUUUGUUUUAGAAGACUGACAUGAAUGCAGAUUUUUAGACUGUAAAGAUAACAACCAGUAUGUGUGUUCAUCCGUACUGCUCAAGAGCUUAAGUAAGAGGAACUGGGCAAUAAAAACUAAGUCUCACCAUAUAGUCAUUAGGGUUCAAUCAGUCCAUGAAGUGUGAAGUGUUAGCUUUAAUUUAAAACGCACCAUAUUUGAUGUAUGAAACUAAUUGUAAAUGAUUGAUACUGUUAAAUCACCCCUCUGAAAUUUCACUCCAAAAUUAUACGUUUGCCUUUUUUAAGAAAAUAAUCUGGGCCUUUAAAAAAGUGUCAUGAAAUUAAAGCACAUUACAGGUCACUGUUAAGGUUACCAGCUAUAGUAUGUGUCUGUGGUUUUAAGGAUGGUGUCAAAAGACUCAAAGAUUCAUGUUUUUUUUUUCUUUCCCUCCCUUGAUAUAAUCUGAGCAUUUUUGAAUAAAAUCUGUCAAUUGUUAUUUCUUCUAAAGGGUCUGGUGUGUAACAAAUGUGAAAAAUAGUAGCUAACCACAGUGGCAAUCUCACUAACUUUAACAUGAAAAACAAGUGCUGGUGGUAAGAUACACAUAUCAGCUGAUAUCCAAUCCCGAUGCAAGUAUCAGUGCGCUAUCUGUCCGUUCAACUUAUUUCCUCAAAGUAAAGAGGGAGGAAACGUGCAUGCCGUUUUCAAAUGCAAAUGUUCACAGAUUAAGCUAAAAACUGGUCUGUGCACUGCCAUGACUUGCUGUUCGUAUAUCUAGAUGUCAUUUAUUAAUGGCAUUAGUUAGGGGGUGUAGAAAUAAUUUCAAUUUGUUUUUCCUCACAUGUAGCUUCCAGAUCAAAGUCUUACCUGUUGUUUUUUAAAUUAAUUUAAAGAUGUCUGUAAAUUCUGUAUAAUGUCCCUUUUGUCAGAUCCACCUUGUAUUACAGAUUUAUUUGUACUUAUGUUAUAUCUUGUUUGAUGUAACAUAUUUCUCAGUAUUUUAUAGUGAAGAACUUUUAAAAGCAGCUCUUGCAAAGUUCUUGUAAUGAUACUGUUAUAUUAGAUACACAGCAGGUGUUUGAAAGGAUUGUAUUUUCUGAUCAAAUCUUUUGGGAAUCAUUAAACAUGGGCUUUAUUUGGCCUCCAUUUUCAAAGA
This is a messenger RNA of Larimichthys crocea (large yellow croaker), 2140 nucleotides long. It is a transcript of the gene rab5if, whose product is annotated as RAB5 interacting factor. Bases 217 to 600 code for a protein of 127 amino acids. NCBI's taxonomy places the organism in Eukaryota, Metazoa, Chordata, Actinopteri, Sciaenidae. Gene Ontology annotation, biological process: mitochondrial respirasome assembly. The transcript is spliced from 4 exons. The record is from RefSeq and is a predicted model, not a curated record.